GUUAAUUUAACAAUUAAUGCUUUAAGCAAAAUGAGUAUAAGAAUUUGCUGUGAAAGUCUUUUUUAAACUGUACUAUAUGUCUCUAUUCAAGGGAAUCCACACAUUCCUGUUAAAUCCUAGUUCAUGAUCGAACUGAAAAUGUUUUACAAAAUUUAGCCCUGAUUCCCAUUCAACACCCAGUUUCUACUAAGUCACACUAAGCAUGUGUCAAUUGACAAUUUACGUGGUAUGGGGAACGGUUUUGUAGUUCCUCAUUUUCACGGCAGUAAUUGAGAGCUUUGGUCUGGAGUACAACCCCAAUUUACGAGAUCGAAAACCAAUAUUUUACAGUUCCUGAAGGCUCUAGACUCUUACUUUGAUUUACAGUUUAGCUUUAUUUUAAAGUUUACAUAUUGCCAAAAUACUGUUAAGAAAUUAGAACCCACUAUUAAAAGAACUGGGAGACUGGUAUAAAAAAAGAAACUGAUUUCUGAUUUAACGACCCAGCUUGUUUUCCAUCACAGGAAUUUAUGUGAUGGAAAAAAAAAGCCCCGUCCCUUUGUAAAUACUAGGGACCGGUGUACACUCAUAAUGUAAACGAGAAAUCCUGUUUACGCUUUUAAGGAGUAAGGGCCACACACCCAUUUAAAAAAUGACGAUGGUCUGAUUCACACUCAUCAUGUAAGAGAUUCACAAUUAAAUUAAAUUUAACUCGGGUUCUGCGUAUGUUAAAACUACCCUCAGUACAACAGCCUCAACAAUUUUAUAUGGGCAAAUGUUUGCAAAAACAACAGAAUGCAUAUACAGUUCUUGAGCUGCGCAGACAAAGCUAGCUCUGCUGGUCUUGAUCGCAGGAAAAUCUGAAAAUGCAGUUAUGCGUUACAUUUCGAAAAAGUUUCUGUCUAGUCAAUAAACAAAUCAUAUUUUUUUUCCAACAAAGGCUACUCAUCGCUGGAAAUAAAAAGUAUUACACCUUUCGGGUAAAGUAAUUACAGCAGCCAAUACUGUUUCAUGUUAAAAUGUAUAUCCUGGCUUUAAAUGUCGCUCCCUGUUGUCACUGUCCAAAAGCUCAGUGAAUAUAUUCAAAACAAGUAAAACGAGUGUUUAACAUUUACAGCUCAGCUGGCUCCCUUUCUGUCUUCCUCCAAGAUGACGUCACUCUGCAAGAAUAGGCGCUCGGUGAGCCCAGGCCGCUAAUGUUUAUAUCAGUUUCGCCGGCACGAUGAUGCUUCAGCAUCCCGGUCUUGGUCCUUCGGAGAUCAGCGCGUCGGCUGUGGUCCCCUGCCUCUCCCCGCCGGGGUCGUUGCUGUUCGACGACUUCACGAACCUCACGCCUCUGGUCAAAGAGGAGCUGCGGUUCGCCAUUCAGAACAAGCGCCUGUCCAGCGGAAUGAGCUCCACCGUCAGCGACAGCGUGGGAACCACGUCUGAAACUAGUCCCGCCGAGCCGCCAAAUGUGAAGAAGGAGAUUACACCGGAAGAGUGUGAAAGGAGAAAGAGAAGAAGGGAAAGAAAUAAGAUAGCUGCUGCAAAGUGCAGGAAUAAGAAGAAAGAAAGAACAGACUGUCUACAGAAGGAGUCCGAAAAGCUGGAGUCCAUCAACGCGGAGCUGAAAGCCCAGAUAGAGGAGCUGAAGAACGAGAAGCAGCAGCUGGUGUACAUGCUGAACCUGCACCGGCCCACCUGCAUCGUCCGCGCGCAGAACGGCAGGACCCCCGAGGACGAAAGGAACCUCUUCAUCCAGCAGAUCAAGGAGGGGACGCUACAGGGCUGAAGGGCUCGCGCACAGCCAGACUAUCUCAGACCUCAGCGGCCACAGCCACGCGCGAACUCCACUGACUUGCGUCUUCGGGGACUCACAGGUGUUUAGCUACGUGCCAGCGGAAACUAAGCCAUCACACCUUGGGGUGUCGCCCUUUGCGCUCUGAACCUUAGUGACGUCUGCAGACAAGGACUAGACUGGGCAAGGGUGCCAGGUACCUUCACCUGCUGCAACUCAACCGCAACCGGGAAACGAAAAAGUCAUAGGACUCUAAAAAAUAUCCUACGAGUUUAUCUGUUUCUUUAAUACACUGUUGUCCUCGGUGAUAAUGUAUAACCUUUAUAAGCUUUUACUACUCAUUGUACAAGCAAGGCCGAAGCACAGAAAGGCAAAAAGGGGCACAGCAGAUGAUGGAGAUGUCUCACAAAAAAAAAAACUGUACAGACUCGGGGUCGAGUCCAGGGAAUCUGCGUGUUGCCCCACAGAAUUGCCAUGCACAUUCACAGUGUUUCAGUCCUUAUAACCAAGGCUGAAAGUUGUGUAUUCGUGUCUUCUGCCUCUGCUGAUAGGGAAAGCACUUACCUCUAUGAAAAACGUGUGUUGAUUGUAGUCUGUAUUUUGUUGGAUUGUUUCUAUUGUUGCUGCUGGGAAGUCUUGUUUUGUAGAUCCAUCUGUUUUCCAUGAGUCGAAAAAUAGGAAUCCCUUUCCUGUAGGAGUAAUGGAUUUAUGGCUGACCAUCUGUGAUUCUUGUGGUUGUUUCCACUUAAAUACUCAUCCAUCAUAUAUGAUGUGUGUCGCAGAAACUGCUGUUACUAUUCAUUCAUCUGUGAAAAGUCUUUUAUGAAGCUAUUCUUUGAAAAUCAGUUUGUUAAAAUCUGUAAUAAACUAUGCAGCAAUAACAAGAUGACACAAAACACGCAAAACACCUCAUCCAAUGGUUUAGCAGUGGGGAAGAAAGUGCAGAUGCUGUAGCCCACUCUCGUAGGUUAUAGUGUACCAAUCUGUUGUUCACCUAUAUGGAAUCUCUUUACCUGUGUGUCUAAAAUUCUGCAGUCCAGUUUCAAAGCUGUUCAGUUUCCAUUUUGUACAUUGCAUCAGCUGGGGGGGAUGGCCUUAUUUCCUUUCCUGUACAUUACCUGGUGUGAUCAGAAUAGGGAAACAUCUUGUAGGUCUGUGUUCCAGUUACACAGUGAACUGCAGAAGUAUUUUUUUAAAAAAACAAACUGUGAAUAGUGAAGGAGGGGGUGGUGGUGUGUGUGUGUGGUUAGAGAGGCCGUGCAGAAUUCAUGGCUGUACAAGACAUUUUCAUUGUUUCUUAACAAGCACAGUUUGGUCUUGUGUGUGACUGAAAGACUAUAAAGCCAGGAGAAACCAGUUGCUCCUUGAAUGUAACAGUGGGACGUGCAAGUACAAUUGCAUUACAAUUCCCAGUGCUCAAGCUUCACAGAUGUGGCCAACAUAAAUAGUUAAGGCAUUCACAGCUACCCGAAGCUCUGUUCUCACUGCACUUUACUGUAGCAAUUCACUUCUGAAAGUUUUUAGUUUGAGACCAGCACCACUGAGCGUAGCAUGACCAAAACUAAAACUACUUCAUAGUGAAACUCUUGAAGCACCAAAAUUGUUUAAUGUUUUUUUUCCCUUGAAAAAAACUGUGUUUUUCUUUUACACUGAUUUCUAGAAACUAAAGAAAACACAGUAGGACUGACAAUUUAAUUCGUACCGUACCUGUUGUAUAAAGUGGGGAAAAAAGGUUUUGUGAGCCAGUGACAAAUUGUGAUUUGAGCGAAAAAUAAUUUAUCAUAAAUGUUGAGCCUCUAUAAGACAAAAUAAUGCUGUGUUCGAAGAAAGGGAUUGUAAGAGACGCAGGCGUCAAUAUUUUAUUUGUGUUUGCUAUUACUUUGUGUAAUAAGAAUAGUUUACCUGCUAGCAUGCAAGACGUGACUAAGGUACUACCAAAUACUGUAUGUUAACGUAAGGAAAGCUCAACUUGCGUAAUGUGAUUUUUUUACUGUUGUAUUAAGCUUUGUUUCUCAUUGUUACACAAUAAUUAUCAGUGGUAUUAUUCUAACUACAAGAUGUAUGUCCAUUUUAAGAUAAAAUGUUAAAUUGUAGCCUAAUGAUGUUAAACUGUUAUCUGCUCUGUUCAGGUAAACCUAAUACAUGACAGAAAUGCAUUAAGGAGACAUUUCUCUACUGUGUAUGUGAAUUGUUUUUGAUACUUUAAUAAAAAAAAAUAUCGUUCUAUCAGUA
This is a messenger RNA of Lepisosteus oculatus (spotted gar), 3991 nucleotides long. It is a transcript of the gene atf3, whose product is annotated as activating transcription factor 3. Gene Ontology annotation, molecular function: DNA-binding transcription factor activity, RNA polymerase II-specific; RNA polymerase II cis-regulatory region sequence-specific DNA binding. Gene Ontology annotation, biological process: regulation of transcription by RNA polymerase II. Gene Ontology annotation, cellular component: nucleus. Lineage: Eukaryota; Metazoa; Chordata; Actinopteri; Semionotiformes; Lepisosteidae. The record is from RefSeq and is a predicted model, not a curated record.